This is a messenger RNA of Dioscorea cayenensis subsp. rotundata (Guinea yam), 1370 nucleotides long. RefSeq names its product homeobox protein knotted-1-like 1. The record is from RefSeq and is a predicted model, not a curated record. Gene Ontology annotation, biological process: regulation of DNA-templated transcription. Gene Ontology annotation, molecular function: DNA binding; DNA-binding transcription factor activity, RNA polymerase II-specific. Lineage: Eukaryota; Viridiplantae; Streptophyta; Magnoliopsida; Dioscoreales; Dioscoreaceae. Gene Ontology annotation, cellular component: nucleus. The transcript has 5 exons. Bases 232 to 1152 code for a protein of 306 amino acids.
AACUCUGAAAACAACCUUUGGAUUUCCUAGCUUCUCACCUGCAACUCCUGCAACUCAUCUCUUUCUCACUCUCUUUCAUGGUCCACUUCCUGAGCUGCUACUUCUGCUCCAAAUUCUCCACCUUUCUUUCUUUCUCUCUCUCUCUCUCUCUCUCUUUUAUCUCUCUUUCUAGCUCUGUCUCUCUGUCUCUUUGUCCUCUUUAUCACAAUCUCUAAUACUGCAAAGAUAGAUAUGGGUGAUCUCUAUAGCAUACAUCCAGGGAUCUGGAGAGAUGAUGACACUUCUUCCUCACUUCCCACUCUCCCCAUACUUCCCAAACUUCCAUCUCUUCAUCCUCUUUCUCAACAAAACUCUAAAUCUUCAGAUCUCCUCAAAGCUCAGAUCGCUUCUCAUCCUCUCUACCCUUCUCUUCUCUCCUCCUACAUCCAAUGCCGCAAGGUUGGCGCGCCACCGGAAGUAGCAACACUACUUGAAGAGAUCUCUUCUGAGCAGCACCACCCCACCAUCAUCUCCGGCGAGCUCGGUGCUGAUCCAGAGCUUGAUGAGUUCAUGGAAUGUUAUUGCCGAGUUUUGGAGAAGUAUAAAGAGGAGCUAAGUAAACCACUGGAUGAAGCUGCAACAUUCUUGACAGAGAUUGAAACACAGCUUGGGGAUCUCUGCAAGAGCUCACAUUCAUCAUCUUCUUCAACAACAGCGAUUAACUCAUUCUCUGAUGAAGCAGCAGGGUCAUCUGAUGAGGAGCUAAGCUGCGGAGAUGUGGAUGCAUCAGAAAGCCGGGAAUCCGGGACACGGUUUCCCGACCAAGACUUGAAGGAGAUGCUUCUGAAGAAGUACAGUGGAUAUCUAAGCAACUUAAAAAAAGAAUUCAUGAAGAAAAGGAAGAAGGGUAAGCUACCGAAAGACGCGAGACUAACAUUGCUCGACUGGUGGAACUCCCAUUAUCGAUGGCCUUACCCGACGGAUGAAGAGAAGGUAAAGUUGGCAGAAAUGACAGGUUUGGAUCCAAAACAGAUAAAUAACUGGUUUAUUAACCAGAGGAAGAGACACUGGAAGCCUUCCGACGACAUGAAGUUCGCUCUCAUGGAGGGUGUCAACAGCGGAGGGAGUGUGACGACAUUGUAUUUCGACAAAGGUGCUACCAUUGAUCCAUGAAAAUGAUUCGUUCGGCUUCUAUUCUUUUUCGCUUUUGUUUCGUAUAGUGUUUGUUGAUGAAUCUAUAUGCAGUGAUCAUUGAUGAUUUACAUCUGAAAGUUUUUAGAUGUAUUAUAUAUAUAUAUAUGACACCAAAUCAUUCUGGUUUGAAAUGUCAGCCUUUUUCUUACUAUUUAUUUGUUGUUUUUAUUUAAUUUCUGAUCUUCAAACAAUCAAUA